This is a messenger RNA of Kuraishia capsulata CBS 1993, 1422 nucleotides long. RefSeq lists its product as uncharacterized. Lineage: Eukaryota; Fungi; Ascomycota; Pichiomycetes; Pichiales; Pichiaceae. Gene Ontology annotation, molecular function: mRNA binding. The coding region runs from base 1 to 1422 and encodes 473 amino acids. The record is from RefSeq and is a predicted model, not a curated record. Gene Ontology annotation, biological process: mRNA splice site recognition. The transcript has a single exon. Gene Ontology annotation, cellular component: cytosol.
AUGCAAACAGGCUCUACCGACUUCCUCAACACCAUUCCCUUGCCAAAUCCGCCUGAGAUUUCGGGCGCAAGCUCCAAUGUCACCCCCAAAACGCUGUGGAUGGGUGAUCUAGAGCCGUGGUGGGACGAAGACUAUAUCACCUCGAUCUGGUCGGCCAUGAACAAGCGGGUGCUGGUCAAGGUAAUCAAACCCAAGCAAAAUUUCAUGCACACGUCGCUUUUCAACCAUUCUGGCUACUGUUUCGUCGAAUUUGAUACCUACGAAGAGGCCAAGGAGGGUCUUUCUCUCAACGGGUCUGCCAUACCAAACUCAAAUGGCAAGGUCUUCAGACUCAAUUGGGCCAGUGGAGCCACGUUGGAUGCGCAAAUUCCACAGACCCCAGAGUUUUCUCUUUUUGUGGGAGACUUGUCUCCCUCUACCACGGAAGCGCACUUGCUGGCUCUGUUUCAGCACCACUUCAGCUCUGUGAAGACAGUGAGGGUGAUGACAGACCCAACCACUGGAUCUUCGAGAUGUUUUGGCUUCGUUCGUUUCACCAGCGAAGAAGACCGCAGAAGGGCCUUGAACGAGAUGAAUGGUGUUUGGUUGGGCGACAGACCAAUCAGAGUUGCUCUUGCAACUCCAAAACAUCAGAACUUGGGAUUAAAGACCAACGGAUCGGAUGAGAGGAUGUUCCUUACGGCAACAGGUCCCCCACCACAUGUUCCAGGUCAAGUUUCUGUGCCUUACUAUGCCACUGCUGGUGUUCCUCUUCCUCAGAUGGGCCAGCAUGGCGGCGCUCCUCCUCAAUCUCUGCAGCAAUCUCAGGUUUUUAACGAUCCAAAUAAUACGACUGUUUUCGUCGGUGGAUUGGCCAAUGGCGUUCCAGAAGAGACUUUAAUCACUCUAUUUGAGCCAUUUGGCAGUAUCGUUCAGGUCAAAAUUCCACCUGGAAAGGGUUGUGGAUUCGUGAAGUUUUCAAAGAGACAGGAUGCAGAGCAGGCGAUUGCCGGUAUGCAGGGAUUCAUAAUCGGAGGAUCACGCGUGAGACUAAGCUGGGGUAGAUCCAAUAACUCGAACUUGAACCAGCAGAUGAUGGUAAAGAGCUAUGAUGGGUAUCAAUCUGUGGCUCCGCAACAAGUGGCUGAAUACGGCACGCCGUUUUAUUAUGCAGCGGAGAUGGCUCCACAGAUGAUGGACCAGCAAAUGCUGGACCAACAAUCUCCUUACAUUUAUCAACAAAUGUUUCCACAGGUGAUUCAGCCGCAGAUUCACCCGCCACAACCUCACCACCUUCACCAGAACCAACAUGUGCCCGUAUUCAAGGAACAGCCAAAUUCAGGUUCGACCCUGGAAACACCACUGACUCCGGACCAAGAGGGUUCAGAACACAAGGGUUCUGACUCUGAAGGGCAACUGGACGGUUUGAAAAGGCUGGAUUAA